AUGGAUGAAAACGAGUUUUUCAAGCAGACAGUGCAACAUUUAGCACGAUGUCUGUCCUGUAUAAAUCCUACACCCUGGGAAAAAGUAAACACAUUAUUUAUGUUAUGCCCACAAGCCAGCUCUUCAUUUGUAGUGACACCUCGCAGUCAAGAAGCAAGCAUUGCAUUAGGACUGUAUUUUUUACAAAGUGGUCUCCAACACCAAGAUAAACUUUUACCAUACUUCCUGAAAGUUUUGAAAUGCCUCACAAAUGCACAGUUUGAAGAGCCUAUGUAUAAGAUCAAAAAUAAUGAUCAUAUACAAUACACAAUUACUAUUGAAAAAUGGGGUAACAGAAUGGUG
Brenthis ino (lesser marbled fritillary) is the source of this 342-nucleotide messenger RNA. Lineage: Eukaryota; Metazoa; Arthropoda; Insecta; Lepidoptera; Nymphalidae. The record is from the annotation of a GenBank genome assembly.